Molecule: messenger RNA, 3705 nt
Organism: Peronospora matthiolae
Lineage: Eukaryota; Oomycota; Peronosporomycetes; Peronosporales; Peronosporaceae
Source: the annotation of a GenBank genome assembly
AUGAAGAAAAUGUCCCGCAAGAACUUCCGCGGCGCUCCCCUGUUCUCAAGCAAGUCGAGCACUUCCACGACGUCGCAUGGCAGUAGCUCGUCGUCCCCUGGGCUCGGACCGAGCGCUGUGCGCCGUGCGACGUGGGCGGACAAGAUCCGGGACAAGCUCCCGCCGCUUGGCGAGAACGAGUACGAGGUGCUUUGGGAGCGAGGCGUGCUGGGCGUGAUCUUUCUCGAGUCGGAAAAAGAUGGGAUUCCGUACGUGUCGAAAGCCACCGAGUCGUGCAUUUCGCCCAUCGUGAGUCCAGGCGACAUUCUCAAGUUUGUCAACGUCGUGCGCUCGAAAGACCACUCGUUUUCCGACUUUUUCAAGAUCUUGGCCACGAUGAAGAAGCCCGUGCUACUGCGGUUCGAACGGCAGUCGGCCAGCACGCCCUCGUCCGAUGAAGACGAUGGCUCGCAGCUUUUUGGCGGGCCACGUGGCAGCUCAGCGAACAAUACAGGGAGCAAUAGUCGUCAGGAUGCAGCGCGACAAGAUGGACUGCGUGGUGACGAAGGGGGCCCGACUGGCGGGCUCACGAAAUCCCAUUCGGUGCUGCAGAAGGACCAGAAACCGCCCAAGCCAACGCGAGGCACGUUUUGGCGCACUGCUGGAACGAAAGAAUCUGCUGAUCGCGACCAUGCAGCGCAAGUGGUUGGACCGCGUGCGAUGAAUGGAGAAAAUGAACGCAUGGCUGCUUUGCAGGGACAGCAACGGGUGCCACGCAACAGAGACCAUCAGGUCUCGCCGCGGGAUAUUGCGUCGGCAAACGGAUCAGUAGAUCCGUCUUUGCAUUCGCCUCUGGGGCAACACGAGUAUCAGGUGUACUGGGAAACUGGGUUGUUGGGUUUGUUCUUUGGGGAGAAUCGGUCUACGAAUUUGCCUGUUGUAACAAGAUCGACUUCGAGUGCAAAUUUGGUCGUGCGACGUGCUGUUGCUGUCCACGAUACGCUGGUGUCAGCAAACGGUAUCAAGUCAGCCGACUACACGUUUGAGGCGUUCUUCGGUCGUCUCCAGCAGAUGAACAAGCCUGUACGGCUAGUGUUUAGGCGAAGACAGGCAGCAGAUCCAGCUGUUGUCAUCAAGCAAGGAGAUCAGCAAGAUGAGCAUCAGCAGCAGCAUGAGCAGUUGCAGCAGCAGCUUCAGCAGAGACAGGGGCAAAUGCAUGAGCAGAAUCAAAAACGCGAGCUGUUUGAAGCUCGAGAUUUGCAUGAACGUCAACAAGAACAGGAGCAGCGAGAACAACGUGAACAAAAGCAACGAGAGCAACAGAUUCGUGAACAAAAGCAACGGGAGCAGCAUAUUCGUGAACAAAAGCAACGGGAGCAGCAUAUUCGCGAGCAGAAGCAGCGAGAGCAGCAGAUCCGCGAACAAAAGCAACGGGAGCAGCAAAUCCUGGAGCAAAAGCAGCGAGAGCUGCAGAUUCACGAACAGAAGCAACGGGAGCAGCAGAUCCGCGAAGAAAAGCAGCGAGAGCUGCAGAUGCUGGGACAAAAGCAUCGGGAGGAGCAAGCACUGGAACAAAAGCAACGGGAACUGCAGAUUCAAGAACAACGUCAGCGGGAGGAGCAGGUUCUCGAACAACAGCAGAUUCUGGAUCAAAAGCAGCAGGAGCAGCAGAUUUUGGAAAAGAACCAGCGGGAGCAGCGGGUUAUUGGACAAAAGCAGGUGGAGGAUGAGGUUCGUAAGGAACAGCAACGAGAGCAGGAGUUACGUGACGAACAGCGGUGUCAACAGCCAACGGGAUCGCAUAAUCGAACCUUAUCCAUCACAGUGGACGCUCCUUCGUUGCCACCAACUUCGCCUGCAGAUGAGAGGAUACCAUGCCAUAACCGUACACCUAUUCCAAACGCGAAGCAUGCGUUGACUCCGCCACCACUUCCACCGUCUCCUCAAGUUCGGUUGGAAGCCAGCACCCACCCUCGUGAAGACCGCCGUGGUGCAAGUGGUCACGAGAUUACAUCUCCGCCAAGCUCCCCAGCAACAUUGAAAGGAAGCGAAAGCGCACGACAACGUGAGAGACCAAAAUGGAUUUCGAGCACUGAUUACCAAACGUCACCUAAAGCCAAUGGGUCACUACCAGUACAGAGUUCGGCAAGGUCAGACAGUUCACCGAGUGCGUUGCCGAUUAUUUACAAUUCUCCUAAGGUGAGCAGCUCGCCAUUGGUUUCACCAGUUUUUCCGUGUGUUGGAAGUGAGAUCGAGAAUGAAGUGGGUAAUUUGGCGUCGUCUUGCGACGCGGAAGUCCCUGACCAAGCGGCUGUCGCUCCCGUUUCCGCCGCGAAGGAAAGAGAGGCAGUUCAAUCGCCGAAGAGUAUCGCCCUCACCAAUGUCCACGAUAAACAAGAUUGCGAUACGACCGAAGAUCAGUGGAGCCAAAAGUCACCAACUGUUACUAAUGAAGAGGAGCCAGUGUUGUUUGUGGAUAACGAUACAGUCUCUUCGUCACCGACUGAAACGUUGGAUUCACCUAAGCACAUACCGUUGCCGGAAAUUUUGACGUUGGAGUCGGCUGAAGUAGAUAGCGGUGUCGAUGUCGGCGUACUGUUGUCACCUAACGCCGAGAUCGAUUUCGAAGGUGUCGUUAUGGCCGAAGCUGAGUUUGUUGAAGAGACGGAAGUCGUUGACGAGGCUGAACUAGUACAGGAGGCAGAGUUGAUCGACGAAGGCGAGCCUGCAAAUGCAGAAGUGGCGUACAAGGCUGGUCCGGCUAGAGGCGUGAAGCUUGCUUCGGAAACAGAGCUAUUGAUCUCGUCGCUACCUGCGAACGACUUGGCAGAAGACAGCAGUAAUCCGGUUGUGGAGGUGGGCAUGCUUGCCGGUGUGGAAAUGGGUAUUGCUGUCGAGGACACUGAGUCGGAAGUGUUGGAAAGUAUUGAGGCCGGAAGUGACCAGAAUACGAGUCCGUGGGAUCUUGAACCAGAAUCUGACGGUCAGAAGGCGUACCACUACAGUAGUAAUACUGCUACUUCACGUGACGGACCAACGUCUUCGAGCAGCGGGUGCAUACCGGUCGAUAACGAAAUGGACACCCCAAAGGGCGAUUUCGAAGACGUGUCCGACCCGUCGGAUGAGUUUUCACAUGACCCGGAUAUUUCUGGUGAUAUCGAUACUGUGGAAGGCGAUGUCAUGAUGCCGGAGAGCUCUAAAUCUAAGGUCGAUGCUGCAAACGUACCGAAACAAACCAAGUCAUCUAUGAACGCAAAUUUGGCCAAGUAUAAGAAGAAGGGUAAAAGCACUCGUGGCGUGACGAAACUGCCAGCACUUCAUGAAGAUGAUGCUGUCACAGUCCCCCUUGUCGCUCCAAAUGCUGUCAAUACAACCAUUCAAGUCCGUGGGCGGCCAAAACCCAAGCUGACGAUGGCGGAUACUCCUGAUAGCACGACGUUUCUCAUCAAGUGGAAGGAAAACCGGAGUAUUGGUUUACAGCUAAAGGAGGUACGUUUGGCCAAGGGCACCUACCCGCUUGUGACGGAUGUCUGUCAGAAGCCUUGUUGCGAGUUGUUGCGGCACGUUUGCGUGGGCGACGUAAUUAUCGAAAUCAAUGGCCGCAACACAUCUACGAUGGGGGUGAAAAAGACUGUCAAUUUUUUGAAGUCGUGUUCGAAGACGACUCUGAUGAAAAUUCGUCACGGACCGGCAUUUGUGAACCAGCGAGUGAGGGCAACGGUAUGA